Molecule: messenger RNA, 1091 nt
Organism: Phoenix dactylifera (date palm)
Lineage: Eukaryota; Viridiplantae; Streptophyta; Magnoliopsida; Arecales; Arecaceae
Source: RefSeq, a predicted model, not a curated record
CCUCUUUCGCCCCCGCCCCCAUUUCCCUGCUUUUCUGCCUCCCAGCUUUUCCUUCGUGGUUUCCAUGGCAGAGUUUCCCCCGAAUCUUGACGACGGCGAGCUCUGGCUUCCGUCGGAGAUCUUCCCGGACGUCGGUGUCUGCCACCACCGCCAUCGCCAGCCCGUUGCCGCCGGGCUUCACUCCGACGUUUCCUACGUUGAUGAGCUUGCCGAGAAGCUCGCUGCCUUCGGCCUCCUCGACAGCAGCAACCUCCUCCUCCCCGCUAUCCGACGCAACCCUCAUCUCUCCGACCGGUUUCGGUUUGCGAGCGGACCCGUUACCCGGUUCGGACCGGUGGCGGACAGGGAGGCAGGAGCUGGAAUGGUGUACGACGGGUUCCGGUCACGUGCGGCGGCGCGGCGAGUGGUCGCUGGCUGGCGGCCGGUGUUUCCGUUUUCCCCGGCGAAGCCGGCUCAGUUUUUUGGGCCGGAGAGAACUGUGGUUCCGGUCCGGACCGGCGGUUCGGGGAGAGAGUGCGGAGGGACGGGCGUCUUUCUACCUCGGGUGAUCAAUAACGAAGUCACCGCUCCAAUGAAGAAGAAAUCUUGCAUCAAAGAUGGAGGAGAGCAACGGAAGCAGCUCACAGGGGUUGCUGCAAUGGGGAUGCAAGGAAUGCCGUUUCAUCAAGCCCCUCCUCCUGAGAUGGGUCUGCCUCAGGACUGGACCUACUGAGGGCUGGAGACCCAUCCCCUCUGUCAGCCACUGUAUAAAGGAAAAGACCCCUUGCUUUGUUGUUUUGUUGUCUUUUUGAGGAAUAAGUACAAGGAAAACAGAGGAGGUGGGUGAGAGGGGGAAGCAAAAAAAUGGAGGACAAAACGAGCUGGAAAUAACUCGCUGGCUCUGCAGCAACGGAAGCAUGUAAUCAGAACCAACAAAGCUGCAAGUGAAGAAGGGAACCCAUAGGGUUGAAUUUUUUUUUUUUUUUUUUUUAAAGCUCUUCUUUCACUUUCUCUUUUGUAUCUUUUUAUUUCUUUCUCCUGCUUUGCGUGCCUUAUCACUGUAUACAUAUAUAUAUAUAUAUCAAUAAUAAGUUUGGAUGUUUUAAUGUUGA